CCACACAGGCAGUGGGAUAUCAGGCUAUGCUAUUCAAUUUGGAUCUGUAAUGUUGAAAUGUUACUCAUUUUAGCAUUAUGUGAUCUUCCAAGACAUUUAUUCAAGCUUUGAUCUAACUUUAUGGGACUCCCAAUCACAACAAGGUUGUGAUACAGCCCAGGAUUCGAACCAGGGUCUGUAGUGACUCCUCUAGCACUGAGACGCUGUGCCUUAGACAGCUGCACCUCUCGGGAUCCCAGUGAUCACCCUUAUCACAGCCUAACCAAAAACAAUCUUCCUGUUUUCUGUGAAAUCUGUCUGAUUUUUUUAACAUGCAAAACAAAACCUCCUUUUGGAUGGGCGACUGGCUGUUGUGUGCACAUGAUUGUUUGGCUAGCAAUGCUAGCUAGCUAAUAGUUUGCAGUCUGUAAAGUGUGGGACUAGCCACUACAUUUCUGUUAGCUAGCUAAUAGUUUGCAGCCUGUAAAGUGUGGGACUAGCCACUACAUUUCUGUUAGCUAGCUAAUAGUUUGCAGUCUGUAAAGUGUGGUACUAGCUACUACAUUUCUGUUAGCUAGCUAAUAGUUUGCAGCCUGUAAAGUGUGGGACUAGCCACUACAUUUCUGUUAGCUAGCUAAUAGUUUGCAGCCUGUAAAGUGUGGGACUAGCUACUACAUUUCUGUUAGCUAGCUAAUAGUUUACAGUCUGUAAAGUGUGGGACUAGCCACUACAUUUGUUAGCUAGCUAAUAGUUUGCAGUCUGUAAAGUGUGGGACUAGCUACUACAUUUCUGUUAGCUAGCUAGCUAAUAGUUUGCAGCCUGUAAAGUGUGGGACUAGCCACUACAUUUCUGUUAGCUAGCUAGCUAAUAGUUUGCAGCCUGUAAAGUGUGGGACUAGCCACUACAUUUCUGUUAGCUAGCUAAUAGUUUACAUAUGUCAGAGUUUUCUAAUUAUUUGUAUUGAUAUCCUCUCUAAGUUGUGAGUUGUAACACGAGCUAAUCAGCCAUCUGGUUCGGUGGUUAGCUCCUUGCACCUUGUGGUGUGCACAUGACCAAUGAACGAGCAGAUGCUGUUUAGGUCAAACGAGGACACUGCUCAGGCUAGCCUGGACACAACCCCCCCCCCAACGUUGAAUUGCAUUGAAUUCCACAUCGGGCAUAAAUGAGCGUUUUUGUAUCAGGAAAGUUACCUCACACGACCUCUACAAGCCAUAAAUCAGAAUGAAAUGUACUUUACCGGUUGUCUGUGCUGUCGGGUGAUAGAAAUAUGAACCCACUAACCAGCACUUUGAAAAGGUUGAUGCAAUUAUGGAUUUCCUGUAUCAUCGUCUUGAAAACUUGACAUUCCUACCUGCAACAACAAAAAAACGCCGAUCAACCGCGUGGACAACCGGUUCAGCAAGUUCCAACAUUCUGCCGUGUAGAAGUCGCAUGAGGAAGCUUUCCUGAACCAAAUGCUAAUUUGUUCCCGACGUAGAGAAUUGAAAUGAAAUUCAACGUGAGGUUUCCGGGCCAGGCGGCGCAUGCUGGCCGAGUCUUUACCCGGAUACUGCAACCUGGGCGGCAGGGUAGCCUAGUGGUUAGAGCGUUGGACUAGUAACUGAAAGGUUGCAAGUUCAAAUCCCCGAGCUGACAAGGUGAAAAUCUGUCGUUCCAAGGCCGUAAUUGAAAAUAAGAAUUUGUUCUUAACUGACUUGCCUAGUUAAAUAAAGGUAAAAUUAAAAAAAAAUCUGUCGGCCAGGACGACCAAGUCCAAACACGUUUUUUUCCCCCUAAGAACAUUUAUCAAAUGACACAUCUUUUAGCUCCACGUUUGUUAGCUUUUUUUGCCUUUUUAUAUUUAGUAGACAAUUCAAUGUUUGUCCCCGUCCCCGUGGUAACAUGGCAUUAGUCCCCGUCCCCGUGGUAACAUGGCGUUAGUCCCCGUCCCCGUGGUAACAUGGCGUUAGUCCCCGUGGUAACAUGGCGUUAGUCCCCGUGGUAACAUGGCAUUAGUCCCCGUCCCCGUGGUAACAUGGCGUUAGUCCCCGUCCCCGUGGUAACCUCACAGACAAUCCAUUUAGACCAGGUGUUUGAAAUGUUUGCUCUUUCCCAGCUAUUAAAAGGCGGCUAUUUAAGAGAUCUAUUUAAGAGACUGCGUUUCAUUGGAAGUUUGACAGUGUAUUUCCCACCAUUUUAAUACGUUGCUGUUAUAGAAGUUGUUGGGUUCAUUGCUUGAUGAUGAUGAUGAUGAUGAUGAUGAUGAUGAUGAUAAUAAUAAUAAAAUGUUGGCUGCUGAAAUAUUUAGGUUUUCCAUCAGGUCUUAUAGGCCUUGUUCCACUCGUGAUCACUGCAACGUUAUAGAAUAAUGUAUUGACAUUAUUGUGUAACUGCUAAAAACAUCUUAGGUUGACCUUUUUUUUUUUACAUUGUUAUGCCAGUAUUGGACUUGUUUUUGGUUUUGUCAAAUGCAGUAGUUUGGGGCACGUGGUCAACUCUUUUAUCAGUUGAUCUCUCUGUGUUUAAUCACAUGUGAAAACUCUACAGCCUUCCUAUCGGUGUAGAAUAUCCUGAUGCAAAGAUACAUGAACAUGAUUAUAUAUAUGAAGCCAAUCACAGAAGUAAACUGCUUAAAAUUCAGGCUCGGUUACGGGUUCUCCUUGCACCUAUUUUACCCACUAUCUUUCUCUGCGGGUGGUGGGGAUGGGUUCCCUUCUCUCAAAACUGGUUUUUAUGAAGCAGGUUUUGAAGUUCAGCUUUCAUGUCUCAACGCUUUGCACCAUGACGUUAACCACUUUGAAAAUAAACACGCUGUUAAGAAUAUUAUCUCGUCAAUAUUAUCGGAAAGUGUAUUAGUGUGGGUUAGUGACAUGAAUUGGUUUAGUUGACUCUCAAGUGCAGUGUUCUGUUUGGUUAUACGACUUUCAGAUCGUUGUCUUGGGAAGAGCCGUUACAACGAACCCUGACACCGUUUAUUGAUUUAUGCACGUAACCUUUCACAUUUUGAUUCCGUCUUCAUUCGAUAAUCAAUAGCUUCCACUUAACCCUACUAAGUCUGAUCUUUAGCUAAACUAGUAAGCCCCGUUUCAUUACUGAAUAAACUAUUUCCCUUGGCAGUCUAUUAUCUUAAAAGUAUGACUGUAAACCUUUUGUUUAAAAAAAAGCUGCUUGCAAUCUUGCAAAUUUCACUAAAGCAGUGCAUGGAGUUUGUAAAAUAAUGUUGUAUGUUUUUCACGAUGACUACUUCUCCCCCUCCUGUCUGUUCCCUGUUUGCUUGCUGUUUUUCUUUCCUCCAGUGAAGAUGCAGGAACUGUCUUCUUCUGCUCUGACCUAACCAACAGAACCCUGAUGAUGUUCUAGAAGCUGUUCUAGAACAGUUUGACACACAACUGAUGUGAAAAGUGUUUCCGUUUGAAAUAGACUUGAAACUGACCAAACCGAUCAAUCGCAGAAAUCCAGUCUGCUUUCCAGUCUGAUUACUACUGUCCAUAGACGUCUCCCAGGGCGAGCCAGAGAGAAGACCAACCAGUAACUCUCCUGUGUGUUUCUCCUCUCCAACUCUUUCAGCUUUGCGUUGCUAUUGGAUCGUUGCACUGCUCCCCUUUCCAGCCCGCUGAAUCAGAUUGGAGGGCUGGGAGUUGGGAUCCCGCCCCUGCAGCUCCUCUUAGGCCACGCCUCCCUGCAGCUGGCCCAGCUCGUUACCGCUGCAACCGCCACUUCUGCCGCCAACCCCCCCCACCACCCUACACUCACCUCCUCUCGCCCCCAUCAACCUCCUCACAGCAGCAGCUACCGGCAAUAACAUGUCCCGUCCCCUAUAUAACCCCUUAGGGGAUCAGUACUCUUCACAGGCCCAGAGAUCUGCCGCCCAGAUGGGGCAGUACGGACUCACACAAUCACAGGCCGGAAGGGACCCUCUGGGGGCCUCCCGCCUUGGUCUGGGGUCUGGUGGUGGUGGUGGUUCCUCCGGCCAGGGAGGCAUGAUGUCCUCGAUGGUGGCCCAGCAGAUGGGGUAUGACCCGGGGCAGAGAUCGACCGGGAUGACCCCGGAGAUGGAGACCUCCAUAGACCACCACAUCCGCGGGGCCAGAGAGGAGGUGAGGCUGCUCAGCCAGUUGAUGCAGCAGAAUAAGAACCAGCAGGUCUCAGUGGACGCCCAAGACCUUCGCCUAAGUCGUGACCCCAUGGACGAGCUCUCGUCUGGGGGAGGGCUGGGAGGUUACACCCCUGGCCGGACCUCCAGCGACCAGCAAAGUUCCAUGGACCCCUGGUCUGGCUUCCUGACCCAGUCUGCUUCCUCCAAACUCUUCUCCUCCACCCUUCCUCAGUACCAAAGCCAAACCUCUGGGUUUGGAGGUGCGGGAGUGCUGGGGUCCACCUCAAGGGGUUCCGAGGCUCCCAUGAGCGCCUCGUCCACAGCCUCUCGUCCAGCCCGGUACACGUCCAAGUCCGCCAGCAGCAUCCUGGCGAGUUUCGGCUUGUCCAACGAAGACCUGGAGCUCCUCAGCCACUACCCAGACGAUCAUCUGACCCCAGACAACCUGCCCUUCAUCCUCAGAGACAUCCGCAUCCGUAAGGCCAAUAGAACUAUGGAUGUGGACCCUCGGCCCAAGGUAGGCGGUGGACCUGGCCCAGGGUCCGACCACGGUGGUGGAGGACAGAGCAAAGUGAUCGAUUACGAACAUUCUCGUGCUACUAAAUACGACAGUUAUGAUGAUGGUGAUAAUAGCCAACCCGAUAAUUACAGCUCGCGCAAUCCGCUCCCGAAAGAGAAGCCAAAAUAUGACAUGGUCAGAGACUCGCUGAGCGGGUACCCCGGCCAUUCCAUGACCUCCGACCUUUCCAAGCAGCGUACCCAACAGCAGCACAUCCACAGACCUGCGGUCCAGAGCCCCAUCCCCAUGACAGACACAGGCUCUCGCAUCAGCCUUCCUCCGCCUUCCAGCCAACCCCAGCAGACCCUCAAAACCCAUGGCUCAUCCUCUAAAGCGACAUCCAAGCCCAUGAACAUCCCUGUCCGCAGCGGAGACCAAGGACUCAGCCGACUCCUGGCGUCCCAGAAUCAAGGCAACGCUCGGGGCCACGCUCAGACCCGGUCCGGCCUGGUGGUUCUUGGUGGUGGUGGUGGAGCUGGGGUCGGAAUUUCAGGACUCAGGGUUGGAGGUGUCCCGGUCGGGGUUCCUCCUCCCACGACACCCCCCAUUUGGCCUUCCAUAUUCCCCAUCAUGAACCCGUCAAUCCCACCUCCUGGUCAUGUCCCGGUGACUUUUCCUCCGCCCCGGAUUGGUCCGAUGCCUUCCAUGCACCAGCAGAUGAACCUACCUCCCCCGAUGAUGAUGAUGACGAAGAGGUUACCGACCCCGACCAUGAUGAGCGAUUACUCCGCAGCUUCUCCCAGAUUCUUUCCUCAUACCUGUUCUCUCUGUAACAUAGAAUGUGCCCAUCUAAAGAACUGGAUCGAGCAUCAAAACACCGGUCUCCACGUUGAGAAUUGCCGUCUACUCGGGACAUCGUAUCCUGAUUGGAACGUGGAAACUGUCGCUGUGUCAAGUAGAAAUGAAAGCAGCCAGUUGUCCUCCAAGCGCCGUCGGACAACACGCUCCGCCUCCCGUUCUUCAUCCUGGUCUCGCUCUCCUUCUCCUCUUCGCCCCUUCUCCUACCACACCCCUUCCUCCUCUACUCGCCGACCUCGAUCCAGGGAACGAUCCCGCGAACGUCGACACAACACCACCACCCGGCGUUCCCGGUCUCCGGGUUCACUUCGGGGCAGGGAGAGAGAACGUGACCCUCCGGCCUCGUCGUCUUCCCACCGGGAUCAGGAACGUCGACCUCAGACAGCCUCUUCGUCCCGGAGGUCGCGCUCUAGGAGCUAUGAGCGGGAGAGAGCGAGGGAACGUCGGGAGACGACGAGGAGGAGCAGCCUGCCGAAGUCUAACAGUGCUGAGAGACUGGCCAAGAAACUACUGGAGUCAUCUGCUGGCCUCUCUCUGUAACCCAUGUCUCCCCUUCCAGCUGGCCUCUCUCUGUAACCCAUGUCUCCCCUUCCAGCCGUCCUCUCUGUAACCCAUGUCUCCCCCUCCCCUUCCAGCUGGCCUCUCUCUGUAACCCAGGUCUCCCCCUCCCCUUCUAGCUGGCCUCUCUCUAUAACCCAUGUCUCCCCCUCCCUUUCCAGCUGGCCUCUCUCUAUAACCCAUGUCUCCCCUUCCAGCUGGCCUCUCUCUAUAACCCAUGUCUCCCCUUCCAGCUGGCCUCUCUCUAUAACCCAUGUCUCCCCUUCCAGCUGGCCUCUCUGUAACCCAUGUCUCCCCUUCCAGCUGGCCUCUCUGUAACCCAUGUCUCCCCCUCCCCUUCCAGCUGGCCUCUCUCUGUAACCCAUGUCCCCCUCCCCUUCCAGCUGGCCUCUCUCUAUAAC
Molecule: messenger RNA, 6370 nt
Organism: Oncorhynchus tshawytscha (Chinook salmon)
Lineage: Eukaryota; Metazoa; Chordata; Actinopteri; Salmoniformes; Salmonidae
Product: zinc finger protein 638-like
Exons: 7
Coding region: 3762-5951 (729 amino acids)
Source: RefSeq, a predicted model, not a curated record